Brassica oleracea var. oleracea is the source of this 1066-nucleotide messenger RNA. Its product is annotated as transcription factor bHLH35-like. The record is from RefSeq and is a predicted model, not a curated record. Gene Ontology annotation, biological process: regulation of DNA-templated transcription. Bases 132 to 872 code for a protein of 246 amino acids. NCBI's taxonomy places the organism in Eukaryota, Viridiplantae, Streptophyta, Magnoliopsida, Brassicales, Brassicaceae. Gene Ontology annotation, cellular component: nucleus. Gene Ontology annotation, molecular function: sequence-specific DNA binding; protein dimerization activity; DNA-binding transcription factor activity. The transcript is spliced from 5 exons.
UGUUGUCUCCCGAGAUUUGGUGUGUCUCAUUCUCUCUUUGGCCUUUCUCUAUAUAAAGUUCACAGGUCGAGAGAGACAAGGGACACCACUUAAACGAUCAGACAGUUGAUUAGAAAGAGAACUGUCGGAAAAUGGACGAUAUCAACCAAGAGUUCAACAAUUACUGGGAACCCAGCUCCUUCCUCCAAAACAAAGAGUUUGAAUACGACAGCUGGCCGUUGGAGGAAGCUAUCUCUGGGUCGUAUGAUUCGAGUUCUCCUGAUGGUGCGGCCUCGUCCCCGGCUUCAAAGAAUAUUGUGUUGGAGAGAAACAGAAGGCAAAAGCUUAACCAGAGGCUCUUUGCUCUUCGAUCUGUUGUUCCUAAUAUCACUAAGAUGGAUAAAGCAUCAAUAAUCAAAGAUGCUAUAAGUUACAUACAAGGGUUACAAUUUGAUGAAACGAAGCUUGAAUCCGAGAUCAGAGAACUUGAAUCUACACCAAAGAGUAGCUUGAGUUUCGGUAAAGAUUUUGAUCGUGAUCUACUGGUUCCUGUCACAUCCAAGAGGAUGAGGCAGCUUGAUUCUGGCUAUUCCCGUUCUCUCAUAGAAGUUCUUGAAUUUAAGGUAACAUUCAUGGGAGAGAGGACAAUGGUGGUGAAUGUAACAUGUAAUAAGAGGACAGACACAAUGGUGAAACUGUGUGAAGUUUUUGAGUCAUUGAAUCUAAAAAUCAUCACUUUCAAUCUCAACUCUUUCUCCGGCAUGAUCUUCAACACUCUCUUCAUUGAGGCAGAUGAAGAAGAACAAGAUGUGUUGAGGUUGAAAAUAGAAUCAGGAAUAGGAGCUUAUAAUGGAGCUCAGAGCCCCACUUGGAGCAUGGAGUCUAUAUACUAAAAAGUUUGUAUUUUUUAUUCUCUCUUUACAAAGAAAAAAAUAGUAUGUUUUUUUUUUCAUUUUCUCCUCCCUUCGUUUUGUUUUUCCAUCACGAAGACUUCUUUGCGUUUAUGCAAUGUCUAUAAUAAUCGUACGCAUUGUUUUUUUGUUUUUGUUAAUUUUUAUUUAAUUUUGGGGGAGGGGGGAAUGGUAUG